AUGGUAGCAGGAUUUGGUGCGUCUGCGUUGUUUGACAUGAUCGAGUACUACGAGUCGGCCACACACCUCAACAUCUCCUUCAACAAGCACAUCGGCACGAGGGGAUGGCAGGCCGCCUCCCACAUGAUGAGGAAGACAAGCUCUCUGACGUACCUGGACGCGCGGAACACGCCCCUUCUGGACCACUCGGCCCCGUUUGUUGCGCGCGCCCUCAGGAUCAGCGGCAGCCUGGCCGUGCUGCACCUGGAGAACGCUGGCCUGUCUGGACGGCCGCUCAUGCUGCUGGCCACUGCUCUGAAGAUGAAUAUGAACCUGCGGGAGCUCUAUCUGGCUGAUAACAAGCUUAAUGGACUCCAGGACUCGGCCCAGCUGGGCAACCUGCUCAAGUUCAACUACAACAUCCAGAUCCUGGACCUGCGCAACAACCACAUCCUGGACACCGGGCUGGCUUAUGUGUGUGAAGGCCUGAAGGAACAGAGGAAAGGUCUGGUCACACUGGUGCUGUGGAACAACCAGCUCACACACAAUGGCAUGGGCUACCUCGCAGCUGCACUGCCGUGCACACAGAGUCUGGAGACGUUGAACCUGGGCCAUAACUCUGUGGGGAAUGAGGGCGUUCACAAGCUGAAGGACGGCCUCAUCGCCAACCGCUCCGUGCUCAGACUGGGGCUUGCCUCCACCAAACUCUCCUGCGAGGGUGCUGUAGCGGUGGCUGAGUUCAUUGCGGAGAGUCCUCGGCUGCUACGGCUGGACCUGCGUGAGAACGACAUUAAGACAGGCGGCCUGAUGGCUCUCUCCCACGCCCUCAAGGUCAACACCUCUCUGCUGCGCCUGGACCUGGACCGCGAGCCCAAGAAGGAGACGGUGAAGAGCUUCAUAGAGACACAGCGCGCCCUGCUGGCUGAAAUCCAGAACGGCUGUAAGCGGAACUUCAUCCUGGCGCGCGAGCGCGAGGAGACCGAGCAGAAGAUGCGGCAGUCGGCCUCCAUGGCCGAGAUCUCCAGCGAGGAGACGCCGCGCCCCGAGGAGGAGGGCGAGGAGGCCUCUGCCGCCGCCACCACCACCAGCGUCUCCGCCGUCACGUCCUCCCCUGUGGCCGAGGGAGACCAGAGUGGCGGCGGAGGUGGAGAGGAGGGAGCGGCCGAGUCCAAACCUGACGGAGGGGACACGGGAAAGGAGAGCUCGUCGCAGGUGGCAUCGUCUGUCAUCGACGACUCCGACUCGGACACGGAGGAAGAGGAGGAGGAGGAGGAGAAGAAGAACGUGCCAGCCGGACGAGGGGCGUCGUUGAUGAACGAAGGCGCUCCGCGGCCCGCGAAACUGCCCAGCGCCGGUGCUAGCCCCUCCCACCGCAGCCCUGGUCCAAUCAGCAGCAGUAUCAGUGGAAGCGCGCCUCUGACUUCCACCCUGUCCGCCAUCACGGUCACCGAGGCACCGGUGCCCCCCGGCACACCCCCCUCGCCCGGACGCUGCAUCUCCGUGUCCAGCCCCGGGCGCGGCCACAAGAUCUUCAUGGUGACCCGCGUGGAGAGCCCGCCCGAGCAGCCGCAACUACUGGCCCAGCUCCAGUCCUGGAGGGAGCAGGAUCGGGCUGCCCAGACCCAGAGCCAGAGCCAAGGACCCAGCCCGACCAACAAAGACACCACCUCGAAGCCCAAAGAGGCUGAGCACACCCACGGCCCAGCGCAGGCGUCCUCAGGCGGGGAUGUUCCACGUCAGGGUGCAAGCGGGCCUGCUGAGGAGGGACAGGUGGACUCACUUGCGCGGAAGAAAGACCAGAGCCAGCUGUCCGAAGCCCUAACCGACCCGCUAGGGGCCCAGCUGUUGCAGCCUAACCCCCCAGCGCUACAACACCAGCAGCCCCCGGCACAGACCGACUCGAGUGUAACCCCACCGAGACAACCAAAUACAGCCUCCGCAGUGGGCGUCAGCGAGGACCUGAAGGAAAGCAGCCAGGCGGUUUCUGCAGAGCUCAGCCAGCCUUCGGCUGAUGGACAAGCAGAAGCAACCAAAGCAACAGAAGCGACAGCAGCAACAGCAGAAGCGACAGCAACAGCAGCAGCAGCAGAAGCGACAGCAGCAAAAGCAGCAGCAGUGACACCAAACCCACCGGAGCAGCAGCCUCAGGGCAGCCCAGAUGCGCACACGCAACCCCAGCCUGCCCCGGUCAGCGCCGACACACUAAGCAGGCCAGAGCAGGUCCUGGAAACGCAGUCCGAUUCACAGACACUGGUAGCAGAGCAGGCAAGCGAGCCGAUCGCAGCAGAGCAGCAGCCCGGGCCACAGGCUUCUGAAACGAUUCCAGAGCCAGCUGCCCAAGAGCAGGAGUCUCGAGAAAGCUCUCAGGCGUCAGAACAGGACCUGCCACCCCAGCAGCAGCAGCAGACUGUGGAGGAGUGUCCCCUGCCCAGCGCGAUGUCCGAGGUCAGUGGUAAUCCGGAGACGACCGUAGUGCUGGAGACACCGGCGGAGCCUGACCCCUGUCCAGGCCCAGAGCAGCUCUCAUCUGAGCAGGUCUUGGAGGCGGAGCUGGAGGCUGAGCUGCAGCUGGUCUUGGAUCAGCAAACGCAGCCGCGUCCUCCUCCCCUCUCUGCAGAGUGUUCAGAUUCCUCGGCCCUGCUGCCUUCUCGGAACACCUCCGCCGCCGUCAGCGGCGCCACAAUGGCCACGGCCACUCAGGAGCAGCACGUCGCCCCAACGGGGGAGGAGCAGGCUUCGGUCACUACGUCGACCGUGGACAUGCCCCAGGCAGAGGAGUCGUCGGGAGACUCCCCAGACGAGAGCUCGACAGACGAUGGCGAGAGCGGCACAGUGGAGCCAUCUGGAGCAGCCCUGCCCAACGGACUGAAGCCCGAAUUCGCCCUGCACCUGCUGGAUCCCGAAGGGCCUAAGCCUGGCAGCUGCGUCAUGGAGCACGUGGCCGCAGAGCUUCAUUGCGGGCAGGACCUGGAGGAGCUGCUGCUGGAAGCCAGCCUGGAUACCGGACGCGAGGCCCCGUAGUGCUGUCACCAUGGUGACUGUAGACCAGCUGGUCUGUAUGUCUUUUGGGCCCUGUGCAAGGCCUUGGGCUUCUGAUGCCCCAAGCCAACCUUCCCACGCACACAACCCCCCAACCCAACCCAACCACACACUUUCUUCCCCCUUCAUCAUUCCUGCUGUCUCUUCACCCUCUCAUUGGCCGCUGUCACACACAUGAUGAUAAUUGAUACUCGCGUAUACAAACACACUCAUACAUACAUACAUACAUACAUACAUACAUACAUACAUACAUACAUACAUACACACACACACACACACACACACACACACACACGCAUUUACACACUCACACACACUAUGAACCCUGAUUAAGAGACAAAGGAAUGAAAAAGAUAAAAGAAAAUAUUGAUCACACCAUGGCCUAGGAAAUGAACACACUACACACACACACUACUAACACACACUAAGUCACAGCCAGAAGAAACACACUCAGUUGUAUGAAAGAAUAAAAAGGACAACUUAUAUAUAUAAAAAAGAAAUACCUUGUGGAAGCUGUCACACUACCCCUUUUUCCAUCACUACAUUCCCCUAGUGGGGUCCAUGAAAGGAAGGAUCUGCAAACGAAUACAAAUAAUGGCAGGAAAAAGAAAAAGUGAAGGCAGAGAAUACUGUCUGAAGAGGAAGAUGAGGAGACAAUAUCUCACUGCUCAAAACCAAAGAGACACGACACAUGCACACUCUCUCUCACACACACACACACACACACACACACACACACACACACACACACACACACACACACACACACACACCUCACAUACUAUACAUACUCUCUUUCCUUUCUGCACCUGUCGGGGCUUGAAAUUGCAACACUGACCUCCAGUGGUGAUCAGAUGUUAUUGCACCUGGCCUCUCUAACUGGACAGGACUCCUACAAGCUCUAACUGGACAGGACUCCUACAAGCUCUAAUGGAGUGUCUUCUCCUUUCUCUCUUUCUCUCUCUCUCUCUCUUUCUCUAUCCUCCCAUUCCUCGUCUCGUUCCACUACGUUCUCUGCGUCUGUUUCACUAAUAGAUCAGAUAAAUGAGUGUGAGGGUGGGAUGGGGGGGUGGGGGGUGUCGCUUGUGUCUAAAGGUGUGAGUGUGUGUGUGUGUGUGUGUGGGAGUACUUGUGCUAAGUCAAGUUUAAGUCUGUCUCAUGAGAAGGAAUACCUCCAAAGUGUAGAAAAAGAGAGCUCCGUACAGUGGAAAGAGACAAAACGCUUAGGAGAAAGUCUUCUGACUGAACUUUUAACUCUCGUCCGGCUCAGCCUUCUCUGAUCUGCCAAAAAAGAAAGAAAGGAAAAAAAAAAAAGUCUAUAAUGGGAUUUUCUCUCGGUUCUCCAUUUGAACAUGUCAGUGCUUAGAAGCUGAAGCCUUUUCGGGAACCAAUGUGAAUGUUACAGGCUGAAAGGAGGGCAGGGGGAAGGAGGUGGUCUUGCCUUGGCAGAGGAAGGCCAUUCUUUAGCGCGACAGUAGCUUUUCUCUGGAUACUUCCAUCACCUGACUGACCUGCAGUCCCCAGUCCCAGUCGAGGGCAGGACCGAGUCCGCCUUGCCCUCGAAAGAAAAGAAAGCAAGAAAAGAAAGCAACGAGUCUAGUGGAAUGUGAUUUCUCUUUCUGCUCCUUUCACAAUUCUCUCACCCUCCCUCCUUCCCUUUCUCUCGCUCUUUCUCUGUCUUUCUCUUGUUGUUUCACAUUUGGCACUACACUCGUUCAGCAGACAAUUAAAACAUGCUCAUUGCCUUUUGA
Alosa alosa (allis shad) is the source of this 4769-nucleotide messenger RNA. RefSeq names its product protein phosphatase 1 regulatory subunit 37-like. Bases 1 to 3000 code for a protein of 999 amino acids. NCBI's taxonomy places the organism in Eukaryota, Metazoa, Chordata, Actinopteri, Clupeiformes, Clupeidae. The transcript has 10 exons. Gene Ontology annotation, molecular function: protein binding. The record is from RefSeq and is a predicted model, not a curated record.